AGAAUUUUAUAAUUUUUUAAAUAGUAUUAUAUUAGUUAUUGUCAAAUUAAAUAGUUUUUUAUUAACACGAAUAUUGACACGAACCCGACACGUACCAAAAGUGAUACGACACAAAAAUGACAUGACCGAAAGUGAUACGACACGACACGAUAGACACCCUUACUAAAAAGGAUAGAACUUAGAGAUGAAAGAAUUGAGAUGGAGAGGAACUUUUGGCCACUUUCCAAAUUGUAUUCUCUAUCCCUCAUCUAUCAUCGAUUUCUGAACAUUCAAUUACGUUCGUAUCUCUUUUCCUCUCAAAUUGCUAUAUGCACUUGUAAAGAUCACACCAUUUCUAAACUAAAAUAAACAUACAGACUAAUACAAUACAUAUAAUACAUGACAAAUUUAAACUAUUGAAAACAGAGCUGAUCAGGUGCCAACUAGGGUUGAUCCUAGGUGACAUCAGCCCCAUGACACUGGUUGAUGUGUUUUUGGUACUUGUUCUGCACUAAUUCAUGUUUCUAUGAUUUAAGUAAAAUAUUAACAAUUUAUUACUUUAUGAAAAAUUUCAAUGGUUAAUAACAACAUUUCUUGUUGCUGAUAUUAAUUGGAGGGAUAAAGGCUAACUUUGCUGAUGAUAAUGUGACUUUAUUAUGUUGAUAUUACACGAGAGUAGUACUAGAAUAGAUGACCCCCUAAAAAGUUCUCGUGUUGCACCCAUUUUUCAAAAAAAAAAAAUUAUGUUGAUAUCACACAAGCCAUCACAAUCGAUAAUACUAUGCAGUUAGAAGAUGUGACACUCUUGUUACAUUCAGCCCCACCCCUAUAGUAGGGGGAAUACUUGGUCCGAACCUACCUCGACUUUGAUAUUCCCAACAAGUGACCAACACGAUUGGUAGGGUUGUGAAAUUUCUAACUUGAUCUAAUACCAUUUGUCACUUUCGUGUAAUUCAAAAGCUUAAGUUAUUAAGUGAAAAACCGACUAAAAUCUUAAAACUCCAUAUGUCACCCCUUACUCAAUUGAUGUAGAAUGUGACAUUGCAUGUUAUUCUCUAUUUAUACAUACGUAUUAGUUAUUAUUGAAUUAUAUCUAUUGAUAUGUGUAAGAAAUAUUAUGAACAUAUUAUCAUUUGUGUAAGAUAUAUCACAUAUUUCAUGUGGUUAUAGAGUCAAUUAUGACGAGGUAUGAUGAUUGAGAUAGGCAAUUUUUAUGUCAAUUACUAGAGUGAGAAAUCAUGACAAAAAUCAGCAAAACUGGGAAAAAAAUACAGAAAAAAAGAAGAAGAAAAGAAACUGACUCUUGACAUUCAUAAAAGAUUAUGAAAAUGAAUGUUUUCACUUAUCUGUGUCUUAGUUUAGUCCCAUGUUUGCUCCAAGUGCACUUGUUUUUUUAACUGCUUUUUUUCAGUAAAUAAUGAAUUUGUAUAGCACAAAGAUGAGUGUUAAGUACAAGUGGUUUAAUUAUGGCGGCAACAUAACUAAGCGGAGGAUUGCUGAUCAACCCAACAACCGUUCACAAUCUCCGGUUAAAAUGGAAGUUCUUCGCCGGAAAAGACAUAUCUGCAACACCAGCGUGAAUGCCUUCAAUGGUAGUCUUAUAUGGAAGCAAAACGUCGGUGAGUUAACUGGGUUGCCGGGAACCGGGACUGUGGUGAACGUGUCGGUGUCGAGAGCCACUCCGACGGUGGCCGGGCACCUUUUGAUCGUCGAAAUUUAUGGACCUGCGGUGGUGAUUGCCGUCUCACGGUGGACUGGAGAGCUUGUUUGGUCGACUCGGAUUGACCCGUGUCCUCUGACUAGGAGGCUCACCGGGGCAGCUAUAUGGGGAGGCAUCCCCGCCAUCAACAUUGCCAGGGGGAUUGUUUACGCGAGCACUGGCAACCUCUACACGGCUCCACCAGAGAUGUUGUGGUGUCCGGAAGCUCAGAAUAAUCAAACAAGACCAAGUAGUCCAGAUCAGUGCAUUGGACCAGAUGUUAAUUUCAACUCAAUUUUGGCGUUUGACAUUGGUUCUGGAAAGAUUGUGUGGUCUAAGCAACUAGGGGGCUAUGAUAUUUUUUAUUUUGCAUUUUUGGUUCCUAAUAAUCCUGAUUGUCCACCGGGACCUAAUCUGGAUGCUGAUUUUGGGGAGGCUCUGAUGCUGCUAAGCAUAUUUGUCAAUGGAACGAUACGCAAUUUGGUGGUAGCAGUGCAGAAAAUUGGCUUUGCGUGGGCUCUUGAUCGUGACAAUGGCAAUAUAGUUUGGUUUAAGGAGGCAAUGAAGGAGGAGGGACAUUGGGGCACAGCCACAGAUGGAAAGAGAGUAUACACAAACAUAGCCAACAGCAACAGAGAAAGUUUCACACUUGCACCAUCAACCCAAACCACAACAGCAGGGCCGAUCACGUUGGCCAACGGAGUCCUUUUCUCCGGCCCUGUGGCUCAUAAUGGCCCUCUAUACGCCAUGGAUGCGAAAACCAGGACUAUUUUGUGGUCAUUCAAGACUGGUGCUACUAUAUAUGGGGGAGUCUCAGCAAGCUAUGGCUGCAUUUACCUUGGUAAUGGAUAUACAGUUGGUCCGGGAACUUUCCACCCAUCUUGGACUCCAGAAACUUCACUCUAUGCCUUCUGCAUUGCAUGA
Ilex paraguariensis (yerba mate) is the source of this 2602-nucleotide messenger RNA. The record is from the annotation of a GenBank genome assembly. Lineage: Eukaryota; Viridiplantae; Streptophyta; Magnoliopsida; Aquifoliales; Aquifoliaceae.